AAAGCUUCUCGCAGUCACAAUUUUACUUCUCGAGCAGUAAAGUCUCAUUUUUUUGUUGCCAUGAAUUGUGAUAAAAAGUUUUUAUUCACUUUGCGGCUUGAAACUGGCGGAUAUGCACUUGGAUUACUGCAUUCUGGGGCUAGUGUUGCUGUCUUGGUGCUUUAUUUGAAUCACUUACAGAGGUUCUCACAUAUACCCGUGUGGUGGGUGCUUGUUUUGGGGGUAUUUUGGGUUUUUCAUUUUGUGGCGUCAGUGAUGUUGCUGAUUGGGACUGCGAAGCGCAAAUCAUCUUUCUUAAUCCCCUUCAUCGUCCUCUACACCAUCAUAUUCACCAUAGUCGCAACAUUCGCAGCCUUUUGUGUCCUCGAAAUCAUCGCAACCAAUCCAAGAUCCGAGCACAAGAAGGUCAACACCCAACAAAACAUCUCAACAUUAGAAAUGAAGCGAAAAAUGAAAGAAUUUAAACAGAAUUCAGUUUUUAACCUCAAAAUGGAUAAAAAGGAUCACAUUUUAUUGAUAGUUGUAGUCACAAUAAUUUGUCUGCUUUGUGUUUACAUCUUGUCAUGCGUUUGUGCUUUGUAUGACAAGUUAAAGGAGUAUCCAAAGGAGCACAAAAGCUUGCCAAUUCUCGGGAAUAUUGUGUACGGAGCUGUAAAGAAAAGUGAAAGCAGCGAGUCUUAAAGAAUUGUUAAAAAAGACUUUUUUUUAUUAUUGAAAUUUUCAAAAUUAGUUGAAUUUGGACUGUUAAAAAUUAUUAAAUGAAUAAAAAUUGUAGUUAAAAUUAAUUUUGUAGCAUUAUUUGAAUUUUUUUAGCACCUCUAG
Molecule: messenger RNA, 822 nt
Organism: Chironomus riparius
Lineage: Eukaryota; Metazoa; Arthropoda; Insecta; Diptera; Chironomidae
Source: the annotation of a GenBank genome assembly